Molecule: messenger RNA, 597 nt
Organism: Neogale vison (American mink)
Lineage: Eukaryota; Metazoa; Chordata; Mammalia; Carnivora; Mustelidae
Gene: RPP14
Product: ribonuclease P/MRP subunit p14
Exons: 6
Coding region: 175-570 (131 amino acids)
Biological process (GO): tRNA 5'-leader removal
Cellular component (GO): ribonuclease P complex
Source: RefSeq, a predicted model, not a curated record
CCGGCGCGCGACCAGCUGAAAUACCUAUCUGCUCCAGCCUAGGACGCAGUGGGCUGCUGGCGAGCUCCGGCCUCGCACCUCCCCGGGUAUCUGUACAACAGGGUCUCGGCAGCAGAUGGUGGCUGCGAGGAGUGAGCGGAAUCACGUGUGCAGACCGCAUGCGCCCGGCGCCAGAUGUGUUCAGCUUUGGAAAAGAUGCCAACCCCAGCCACCACAUAUGAAAGAAUAGUUUACAAAAAUCCCUCUGAGUACCAUUAUAUGAAAGUCUGCCUAGAAUUUCAGGAUCGUGGGGUUGGACUGAAUGCUGCACAGUUCAAACAGCUGCUUAUUUCAGCCUUGAAGGACCUCUUUGGGGAGGCUGAUGCAGCGUUACCCUUGGACGUCCUAACCUAUGAAGAGAAGAACCUGUCAGCCAUCUUGAGGAUAUGUAGCAGUGGUCUUGUCAAGUUGUGGAGCUCUUUGACUCUGUUAGGAUCCUAUAAAGGCAAGAAAUGUGCUUUCAGAGUAAUUCAGGUUUCUCCAUUUCUGCUUGCCUUAUCUGGUAAUAGUAGGGAACUAGUAUUGGAUUGAAUAGUUUUCAAUUGCAGAAACAUUCCU